AUGGCAGUGAGGUUGUGUUCCUUUGGGUUUGUGCUGUUGGUAGUGUUUGCACAUUAUGCUGAUGCACAGCCUAACUGGAGAUUUCCUCCAUACGACAACCCCCAACCCCAAGUUACAGCCUCUAAGCCUAGGCAGCCCCAGUGGCCAGAGCCCCAGUGGCCACAACAGCAGACUCCCCAGUGGCCAAAGCUGCAGAAUCCCCAGUGGCCACAGCUGCAGACUCCCCAGAGACCAGAGCCCCAGGGGCCACAGCUGCAGACUCCCCAGGGACCCCAGCUGCUGACUCCCAAGACACCAGAGCCCCAGGGGCCACAACAGCAAACUCCCCAGAGGCCAGAGCCCCAGAGGCCACAACAGCAGACUCCUCAGAGACCAGAGCCCCAGGGGCCACAGCUGCAGACUCCCCACAGCCCCGAGCUCCAGUGGACACAGCCCCAGGGACCACAGCUGCAGAAUCCCCAGUGGCCACAGCUGCAGAAUCCCCAGAGACCAGAGCCCCAGGGGCCACAGCUGCAGAAUCCCCAGAGCCCAGAGCGCCAGGGGCCACAGCUGCAGACUCCCCAGGGACCACAGCUGCUGACUCCCCAGAGACCAGAGCUGCAGAAUCCCCAGAGACCAGAGCCCCAGAGGCCACAGCUGCAGACUCCCCAGAGACCAGAGCCCCAGGGGCCACAGCUGCAGACUCCCCAGGGACCCCAGCUGCUGACUCCCAAGACACCAGAGCCCCAGGGGCCACAACAGCAAACUCCCCAGAGGCCAGAGCCCCAGAGGCCACAACAGCAGACUCCUCAGAGACCAGAGCCCCAGGGGCCACAGCUGCAGACUCCCCACAGCCCCGAGCUCCAGUGGACACAGCCCCAGGGACCACAGCUGCAGAAUCCCCAGUGGCCACAGCUGCAGAAUCCCCAGAGACCAGAGCCCCAGGGGCCACAGCUGCAGAAUCCCCAGAGCCCAGAGCGCCAGGGGCCACAGCUGCAGACUCCCCAGGGACCACAGCUGCUGACUCCCCAGAGACCAGAGCUGCAGAAUCCCCAGAGACCAGAGCCCCAGAGGCCACAGCUGCAGAAUCCCCAGAGACCAGAGCCCCAGGGGCCACAGCUGCAGACUCCCCAGGGGCCACAGCUACAGACUCCCCAGAGACCAGAGCUCCAGGGGCCACAGCUGCAGACUCCCCAGAGACCAGAGCCCCAGGGGCCACAGCUGCAGACUCCCCAGAGACCAGAGCUCCAGGGGCCACAGCUGCAGACUCCCCAGAGACCGGCGCCCCAGGGGCCACAGCUGCAGACUCCCCAGAGGCCACAACUGCUAACUCCCCAGAGACCAGAGACCCAAGGGCCACAGCUGCAGAUUCCCCAGAGACCAGAGCCCCAGGGGCCACAGCUGCAGACUCCCCAGAGACCAGAGCCCCAGGGGGCACAGCUGCAGACUCUCCAGUGGCCAAAGCUGCAGAAUCCCCAGUGCCCACAGCUGCAGACUCCCCAGAGACCAGAGCCCCAGGGGCCACAGCUGCAGACUCCCCAGGGACCACAGCUGCUGACUCCCAAGACACCAGAGCCCCAGGGGCCACAACAGCAAACUCCCCAGAGGCCACAACAGCAGACUCCUCAGAGACCAGAGCCCCAGGGGCCACAGCUGCAGACUCCCCACAGCCCCGAGCUCCAGUGGACACAGCCCCAGGGACCACAGCUGCAGAAUCCCCAGUGGCCACAGCUGCAGAAUCCCCAGAGACCAGAGCCCCAGGGACCACAGCUGCAGAAUCCCCAGUGGCCACAGCUGCAGAAUCCCCAGAGACCAGAGCCCCAGGGGGCACAGCUGCAGAAUCCCCAGAGCCCAGAGCGCCAGGGGCCACAGCUGCAGACUCCCCAGGGACCACAGCUGCUGACUCCCCAGAGACCAGAGCUGCAGAAUCCCCAGAGACCAGAGCCCCAGGGGCCACAGCUGCAGAAUCCCCAGAGACCAGAGCCCCAGGGGCCACAGCUGCAGACUCCCCAGAGACCAGAGCCCCAGGGGCCAAAGCUGCAGACUCCCCAGAGACCAGAGCCCCAGGGGCCACAGCUGCAGACUCCCCAGAGACCAGAGCCCCAGGGGCCACAGCUGCAGACUCCCCAGAGACCAGAGCCCCAGGGGCCACAGCUGCAGACUCCCCAGAGACCAGAGCUCCAGGGGCCACAGCUGCAGACUCCCCAGAGACCGGCGCCCCAGGGGCCACAGCUGCAGACUCCCCACAGGCCACAACUGCUAACUCCCCAGAGACCAGAGACCCAAGGGCCACAGCUGCAGACUCCCCAGAGACCGGCGCCCCAGGGGCCACAGCUGCUGACUCCCCAGAGGCCAGCAGUAACUAAAACUCCAGAUCGGCGAUGCCAAGUAGAGGCUAAGGAUACAGUGCAAUGUGGAACGCCUAAAAUUACUCCUGCUCAAUGUGAGGCUAUCGACUGCUGCUUCAAUGGACAGCAGUGUUACUAUGGGAAGGCAGGUGAGCGUCUGAUAGAGCUUCUUCUUCCUUGUAAUGCUCUGUAUUUGAACAAAACAUUUACUUUUUCUCUCUUUCCCCAGUGACUGUGCAGUGUACCAUGGAUGCUCAGUUUGUUGUGGUGGUGGCCAGGGAUGCCACUUGGCCCAAAAUAGACAUUGAUACCAUCAUUCUGCUGGGGGGAAACAACGGCCCCUGCAGUCCUGUUGGCAUCACUUCAGCCUUUGCCAUAUACCAGUUCCCUAUCACUGCCUGUGGCACCACUCUGAAGGUGAGUAGAGAGAGAGAAUAUUAAUUGUGUACACUGGUUCAGUAUUAAAGGCCCAGCGUAUUCAGAAACGUGAUUUUCCUGUGUUUUAUAAAUAUUUCCACACUAUGAGAAUUGAAUAAUAGUGUGUAAUGACCUUUUAGUGUAUGAGUUGUUUGAAAAGACCGCCUGAAAUUUCAGCCUGUUUUGGUGGGAUGGAGUUUUGGCCUGCCUGGUAACAUCACCAGAUAGUAAAUUAGUUAAUAGACCAAUAAGAAAGAAAGUUCCAAAUCUCUCUGCCAAUAACAGCUCGUUUUCAGUUUUCCCCUCCCCACUCAGACCACUCCCAGACAGUCCUAGCAAAAUUCUUGCUUGAGACGCUGCUCUUUGCUAAGAAGCUAUUUUUGUUUCUUUUUGACCAUUUUAAUUUAAACCAAUCACAGUAAGGUACUUCAUUGUUACCCAGAAAUUAUUUGAAAGAGCUAAAAAUGUUGGCCGUUUAAAGGGCAAUUCCUCCACUUUUCAACCCCAUUUUCAUAAUCUCCAGCACCAGUGUCUAUAUAUGUGAAAACAGAGCGUUUCUAUGAUCUGUGGUUAAAAAGAUAAGAAGAGCGAGCCUUAAAAAAUGCUUCUCUGUGACAUCACAAGGUAGGAUUAAAAGUAAAAAAACAGUGAUUUUCAAAUCCUGCAUCGAGUUUCUAGCCCAAGCAGGGCUCUGAUCUCCCAAAUGAUAAUUGUUGUAAUGAUAAGGCUUCGCUGUACCUUUGUUUCCAUGUGCAGAUUCGAUAGAGUCAUGGUUGCACCAUUACUACAGCAAAAAUUGCUUGUUUCUAGCCCAACCAGGGCAAAAGAUCUGACCCAUAUUACCGGCACCAUUUUUAUCUUCCUGUAGCGGAUCGCCAGGACUGCAUUUUAUAUUCAUAAACCAUGUCAUGUGCUGUUCUAAAACUACUCGCCCGUUGUUAACCAUUUAUUUACACUUUGUUCAGUCAUGUUACCUCAUUGGCUAGCUAGCUAACUUUACCGGUAUAUCCAAACAUUUGGGGACACAGACAGAAAGGAAAAGGGAUAUCUUCUUCAGGACAUCAAUGAUCAUAGCAAUGAAUGAAUGACAGAGCUCUUUCAUGUCAUCAUCAUAAACCUGAACCUUUUUAAGGAGACAGUGUACAAUUUUCAAUGUAAUGCAUCUCAAUCAGAAAAUAGUGCUUUUACAAAAAAAAACAUAUUUUAACUUUAUUUUAACAGGGAAGACAUAUUGAGACCUAGGUCUCUUUUACAAAUGUGCCCUGUAUGAACAACAUUAAUUUACACAUUAUACCUAAACUAUAUAUAUCAGUGGAGGCUGCUGAGGGGAGGACGGCUCAUAAUAAUGGCUGGAACGUAGCAAAUGGAAUGGCAUUAAACACAUGGAAACAACGGCUCCGCUGCGAAGUGAUAGGUCACACAAGCUCACAGAACGGGACUGCGGAGUGCUGAAGCGCAUAGCGCGUAAAACUGCCUCUGGAAGCAACAUCAGCACAAGAACUGUUCAUCGAGAGCUUCAUGAAAUGGGUUUCCAUGGCAGCUGCACACAAACCUAAGAUCACCAUGCGCAAUGCCAAGCAUCGGCUGGAGUGGUGUAAAGUUCUCUGCCAUUGGACUCUGAAGCAGUGGAAACGCAUUCUCUGGAGUGAUGAAUCACGCUUCACCAUCUGACAGUCAGACGGAUUAAUCUGGGUUUAGCGGAUGCCAGGAGAACGCUACCUGCCCAAAUGCAUAGUGCCAACUGUAAAGUUUGGUGGCGGAGGAAUAAUGGUCUGGGGCUGUUUUAUAUAUAUAUAUAUAUAUAUAUAUAAAUAUUUAUUAUAAUACAAAAACAGUCAUGGGAAGCACAAAUAAAACUUCUCAAAUCACCCAGAAAAACAGUUACAGUGAGGGGAAAAAGUACUUGAUCCCCUGCUGAUUUUGUAAGUUUGCCCACUGACAAAGACAUGUUCAGUCUAUAAUUUUAAUGGUAGGUUUAUUUGAACAGUGAGAGACAGAAUAACAACAACAAAAUCCAGAAAAAUGCAUGUUAAAAAUGUUAUCAAUUGAUUUGCAUUUUAAUGAGGGAAAUAAGUAUUUGACCCCUCUGGAAAACAUGACUUAGUACUUGGUGGCAAAACCCUUGUUGGCAAUCACAGAGGUCAGAUGUUUCUUGUAGUUGGCCACCAGGUUUGCACACAUCUCAGGAGGGAUUUUGUCCCACUCCUCUUUGCAGAUCUUCUCCAAGUCAUUAAGGUUUCGAGGCUGACGUUUGGCAACUCGAACCUUCAGCUCCCUCCACAGAUUUUCUAUGGGAUUAAGGUCUGGAGACUGGCUAGGCCACUCCAGGACCUUAAUGUGCUUCUUCUUGAGCCACUCCUUUGUUGCCUUGGCCGUGUGUUUUGGGUCAUUGUCAUGCUGGAAUACCCAUCCACGACCCAUUUUCAAUGCCCUGGCUGAGGGAAGGAGGUUCUCACCCAAGAUUUGACGGUAAAUGGCCCCGUCCAUCGUCCCUUUGAUGCAGUGAAGUUGUCCUGUACCCUUGGCAGAAAAACACCCCCAAAGCAUAAUGUUUCCACCUCCAUGUUUGACGGUGGGGAUGGUGUUCUUGGGGUCAUAGGCAGCAUUCCUCCUCUUCCAAACACGGCGAGUUGAGUUGAUGCCAAAGAGCUCCAUUUUGGUCUCAUCUGACCACAACACUUUCACCCAGUUCUCCUCUGAAUCAUUCAGAUGUUCAAUGGCAAACUUCAGACGGGCCUGUAUAUGUGCUUUCUUGAGCAGGGGGACCUUGUGGGCAUUGCAGGAUUUCAGUCCUUCACGGCGUAGUGUGUUACCAAUUGUUUUCUUGGUGACUAUGGUCCCAGCUGCCUUGAGAUCAUUGACAAGAUCCUCCCGUGUAAUUCUGGGCUGAUUCCUCAACGUUCUCAUGAUCAUUGCAACUCCACGAGGUGAGAUCUUGCAUGGAGCCCCAGACCGAGGGAGAUUGACAGUUAUUUUGUGUUUCUUCCAUUUGCCAAUAAUCGCACCAACUGUUGUCACCUUCUCACCAAGCUGCUUGGCGAUGGUCUUGUAGCCCAUUCCAGCCUUGUGUAGGUCCAAAAUCUUGUCCCUGACAUCCUUGGAGAGCUCUUUGGUCUUGGCCAUGGUGGAGAGUUUGGAAUCUGAUUGAUUGAUUGCUUCUGUGGACAGGUCUUUUAUACAGGUAACAAACUGAGAUUAGGAGCACUCCCUUUAAGAGUGUGCUCCUAAUCUCAGCUCGUUACCUGUAUAAAAGACACCUGGGAGCCAGAAAUCUUUCUGAUUGAGAGGGGGUCAAAUACUUAUUUCCCUCAUUAAAAUGCAAAUCAAUUUAUAACAUCUUUGACAUGCAUUUUUCUGGAUUUUUUGGUUGUCAUUCUGUCUCUCACUGUUCAAAUAAACCUACCAUUAAUAUUAUAGACUGAUCAUUUCUUUGUCAGUGGGCAAACGUACAAAAUCAGCAGGGGAUCAAAUACUUUUUUCCCUCACUGUACAUUCAUCCACAAAUAAGUCCCCAAUCAAUACUUUAAAUUGCCCGAACGGCACCAGAACAUCAAGAAAUGUAUUUAGAAUUUUGUGCAUUAAAACUAAAAGCAGAUUUAUCUACCUUGGUGGAGACCCUAGGAACCUCAAAAGUUAACCAAUCCUGUGAACAGGUUAGGCAACUCAGGUGUCUAUACUUCAACAGCAAAGUUAGAUAAGACGGAAGUUUAUGAAGUAGGGCCUUGUAAACAAAAAGGGAGUAAUGUAGAGAUAUAUGGGUCUUUAGCGAAGUCCAGCCAACCUUUUGAUACGGGAUGCAGUGAUGAGUAUCAAAACUGUCACCUGUAACAAAACAAAGGGCACUAUGGUAGAUGGCAUCCAAAGGUUUAAGAGAAGUAGCAGCUGCACUUAAAAAAAAUUAUAUCACCAUAAUCAAGAACAGAUAAAAAGGUUGACUGAAUAAUCUGGUUCCUACUGCUUAGAGAAAGGCUCAAUCUGUUUCUGUAGAAAAAUACAACUUUAAAUCUUAGCUUCUUAACCAGCUCAUCUAUAUGUUUUUUAAACGUCAAAUCCAUAUCAAUCCAAAGACCUAAGUAUUUAUAUGCGGGGACACGUUCGAUUGGAGAACCAUCUAAUGAGUGAACAUGUAGUUCAUCUGAAACAUUCUUCCAAGAGUUUGAAAACAACAUGUAUUUCAUUUUGCCCAUAUUAACCACAAGUUUUAAAUCAGCAAGGGAUUCCUGCAUAGCUAUAAAAUCUGACUGUAGUUUUGACACAUCCAGAUUAACAGUUGCGGCAAUAGCCUACAUAAUAGUAUCAUCCACAUAUAGAUUGUUUACAAUUUUUAACAGAUUGACCAAUGGUGUUUAUAUAAAUGACUUUGUAAUUUCAAUGACAGGUAUUCGUAUCAAUAUUUUAGAUUUUAUAAUAAACUAAUAUCUUUACAGUAUUAUAUAUUAGUUUCUAGGGCACGUGUUUCAAAAGUAGCUAGAAUUCAUGUAGGCCCAAUAUGAGCUGUAUCUCAAUUUUUAAAAAUCUUAUUUUUUGGUGCUCCUAAAUUUCAUGUGGUGCUCCUAAAUUUUUUAAGUUGGGAGCGCCAGUGCUAUCAAUGAAAAUAUGUCAUUUAGAGCCCUUUUCUUGCUCCCCACGUCACCACGAAUCUCAUAGUGUUUGAAAAUCACUGUUUUUAAAAUGUUUUAAGUUUUUGAUGAUACCAAACUUAGAAAUGUACCAUUUUCACAUAUGUUGACACUGGUAUUGUGCUGGAGAUCCUGAAAAUGAGGUUGAAAAGUGGUGGAGUUGCCCUUUAACUGUGGACUCUCCCCUGCAGGAGGAAAAUGGAUAUAUGGUUUAUGAGAACAGGAUGGCGUCUUCCUAUGAAGUGGGGAUCGUACCCCGAGGCGCCAUCACCAGAGACAGCCAAUUUGAGUGAGUCUUCUAUCUGUAAGAUUGAAUUUACUUUAUUGAUUCCCCAGAGCUAGUUUCCUGCACCCAGAUUUAGCCCAUAAAGUGUUGCUAUUUUACAUUUCAGUCAUUUAGCAGAUACUCUUAUCCAGAGCGACUUACAGUUAGUGAGUGCAUACAUUUUUUUAUACUGGCCCCCCGUGGGAAUCGAACCCACAACCCUGGCGUUGCAAACGCCAUGCUCUACCUAUGCUUCAAGAUCCUACUGUAUCAGUCACUACCAUUGUCUCCCUCUCUAGGCUGCUGUUCCAGUGUAUGUACUCUGCCACUGCGGUGAAGGCUCUGGUUAUUGAGGUGAACACUGUUCCUGCACCCGCUCCGGUUGCUGUUCUGGGACCGCUCAGAGUGGAACUCAGACUGGCCAAAGGAAGAUGUGACACCAAUGCAUGUAAAGAUGGUAAGGUGCAUUUCAUUUCAGGCUUGUUCUGUGUACAUUUGUAGAACUUCAAACACAUCUAUUGUUUAUAUAAUUGACUUUUACAUGUGUUUUUUUCAAUCCUGUCUGACUUCCAGAGUCCAGAGCCUUCACAUCGUUUUACACUGCGGAAGACUACCCUCUCACUAAAGUCCUGAGGCAACCUGUGUACGUUGAGGUGCGCAUCCUGGAGAGGAAGGAUCCCAACCUGGUCCUGAUGCUGGAGCACUGCUGGACCACAUCUGACCCCAGCCCUGUCAGCAUGCCCCAGUGGGACCUCCUCAUUGAAAAGUGAGUAACUACAGUACUAAUCCACCUGAUUUCUGUGCUUGCUGCUCCCUGAUUAUGAAUGUAUUUUGAACAAUAUGUUUGACAUUUCUUCAUUAUGUGACAUCAGAAGGCAUCAUGUACCACUAUGUACACUGAAUAAAAAUGUGAACGCAACAUGUAAAGUGUUGGUCCCAUGUUUCAUGAGUUUAAAUAAAAGAUCCCAGAAAUCUUCCAUACGCAUCUUUUUUUCUUUUUUUUUUACAUCCCUGUUAGAGACCAUUUCUCCUUUGCCAAGAUAAUACAUCCACCUGACAGGUGUGGCAUAUCAAGAAGCUGAUUAAACAGCAUGAUCAUUACACAGGUGCACCUUGUGCUGGGGGAAAUAAAAGGCCACUCUAAAAUGUGCAGUUUUGUCACACAACACAAUGCCACAGAUGUCUAAAGUUUUGAGGGAGCAUGCAAUUGACAUGCUGACUGCAGGAAUGUCCACCAGAGCUGUUACCAGAGAAUUUAAUGUUCAUUUCUCUACCAUAAGCCAUAAUGUUGUUUUAGAGAAUUUGGCAGUACGUCCAACCGGCCUCACAACCGCAGACCACGUGUAACCAUGCCAGCCCAGGACCUCCACAUCCAGCUUCUUCACCUUCGGGAUCAUCUGAGACCAGCCAGCCGGACAGCUGAUAAAACUGUGGGUUUGCAACACCGAAGGUAUUCUGCACAAACUGUCAGAAACCGUCUCAGGGAAGCUCAUCUGCGUGCUCAUCGUCCUCACCAGGGUCUUGACCUGACUGCAGUUCGACGUUGUAACCAACUUUAGUGGGCAAAUGCUCACCUUUGAUGGCCACUGGCAUGCUGGAGAAGUGUGCUCUUCACGGAUGAAUCCCGGUUUCAACUGUACCGGGCAGAUGGCGUCGUGUGGGCGAGCGAUUUGCUGAUUUUAACGUUGUGAACAGAGUACCCCAUGGUGGCGGUGGGGUUAUGGUAUGGGCAGGCAUAAGCUACGGACAACAAACACAAUUGCAUUUUAUCGAUGACAAUUUGAAUGCACAGAGAUACAGUGACGAGAUGAGAUCCUGAGGCCCAUUGUCGUGCCAUUCAUCCGUCGUCAUCACCUCAUGUUUCAGCAUGAUAUGGCACAGCCCCAUGUGGCAAGGAUCUGUCCACAAUUCCUGGAAGCUGAAAAUGUCCCAGUUCUUCCAUGGCCUGCAUACUCACAAGACAUGUCACCCAUUAAGCAUGUUUGGGAUGCCCUGGAUCGACGUGUAUGACAGCGUGUUCCAGUUCCCACCAAUAUACUGUAUAUAGCAAGUUGGCACAGCCAAUGAAAAGGAGUGGGACAACAUUCCACAGGCCACAAUCAACAGCCUGAUCAACUCUAUGCGAAGGAGAUGUGUCGCGCUGCAUGAGGCAAAUGGUGGUCACACCAGAUACUGACUGGUUUUCUGAUCCCCGCCCUACCUUUUUUUUAAAGGUAUCUGUGACAAACAGAUGCAUAUCUGUAUUCCCAGUCAUGUGAAAUCCAUAGAUUAGGGCCUAAUGAAUUUAUUUCAAUUGACUGAUUUCUUUAUAUGAACUGUAACUCAGUAAAAUCUUUGAAAUUGUUGCAUAAUGCGUUUAUAUUUUAGUGUAUUUUGAAUUGAGGCUUUGCAACAUAAUUUUUUUUACAUUUUAGUCAUUUAGCAGACGCUCUUAUCUAGUGAGCGCAUAAUUUUAUUUUAUUUUUUCAUACUGGUUCCCCGUGGGUAACGAACACACAACCCUGGCGUUGCAAACGUCAUGCUCUACCAACUGAGCUACACGGGACAUGAAGUUUUUAUUACUCCUCUCUCUUUCUCCAGAUGUUCCUACCAGAAUGAUAAGUACCAGACCACCAUGGUCCCCGUGGAACUCUCCUCUGGCCUUCUGUACCCCAGCCACCACAAACGCUUCACCCUUAAGAUGUUCACCUUUGUGGAUCACACUCGGGCUCCCCGCAAAGACACGGUAAUUUGCUACCUUUAUUCAUACCUGUUCGAUAUAAUAGACACUACUUGAUAUACUAUUGGCUUUUCAGUAACUUACUUUAUGCCGUACUCUCUUGCCAGAUUUUCAUCCACUGUAGGGUAUCUUUGUGCUACCCUACUCCA
Messenger RNA from Coregonus sp. 'balchen', 10496 nucleotides. The record is from the annotation of a GenBank genome assembly. Lineage: Eukaryota; Metazoa; Chordata; Actinopteri; Salmoniformes; Salmonidae.